AUGCAUUCAAUCCACAAUUAUCGGCACUCUCGACGGUCCGCUUGUGAUCGUUGUCGCGGGCAAAAGCUGCGAUGCGAGCGCGAUCAUAUGAAUGGCAUGUCUUGUGAACGAUGCCUUAAGGCCCAAGAAAUAUGUAUCACAAGUAUGAACCAGCCUGCACCGGUCAUAUUACCCUCAAACCAUGGUCAUAAUAUAGUUGCGCGAGAAGACCGUGAGAGUCAAAGAUUCAACCAACGGCAUCAAUCAAUGGCUGUGCUUCACAAAUCAUCCGGCCCUAGAGUGAAGAAGUUACUGCAUUCUCCCUCUCCAAUCCCAGGGAGAUACAACACGAAAGAGCACCAGAACUGGGGAGGAGUAGCGUCAAUGCCAGGCUUUCCUGGAGGCAGCUUUCAUUCGCCCUCGGCGGAGGUUGGGUUUAAUAUGCCCCUAGACUUUGGAAACAUCAUGGCUCCCGUUGAGCAUUGGGGUGGUCCUCAUUCAAAUUCAUCGACCGAUGGUUAUAACCUACCUUCUGAUUGGAUCCCAUCAGAUCAAAUGUACGCUUAUGAGGGGAAUUCUUGGCUUCCCUCAGUUUUCACCAGUGAUGCUCCACUAGGUGCCAGGCAAGCCACUGAGAUGGCAAUUUACGAGCCCUUCCAAACCAAACGUCUCAACCAUGGCGAGAACGAAUCGCCCUUUGCAAUGAAGGAAUUUCCAGAUCCUGCAUGGGUGAAUCACCAAACUAUAAGGAAGCCGCCCACAAAUAUAACAAGCCAAGACGCCCUCCUUUCCAUACAAGACAUUCGUAAGAGUCUGUUGAGAUUGAAGGUGGAACUUCUUGAAGAUUUGGAGAUAUUUGAGACUGGGUCGAUGCUUCUGGAAUCUUCAUCCCUUUUCUAUGAAAAUUCUAAUUUGCCAAUUGAAACCCUCGACCUUCCGAUAUAUCGUCUGCUUGAUCACUCCUCUUGGCUUUUGGCAAUUGUUCGAUCUUCGUGUGGUAUGACAGAUGAGACUUUGGAUGUUGCGUUUGCUACACAGCGAUUUGAAUCAGAGAGCAGCGGAUAUGAAGACUCUUUGUUUAUCUUCCCGGACAAUGGCGGAAAUGGCUUGGAUGAAGAUGCCACCACAGUAUCCCCACAUGAUUCUGGGUAUCAUACCACAACGACAUCUCCGGAUCAAGCGACAACUCAUACAAUCCCGAAAUUCGAUAUAGCACUGUGGCUUGGAAUAUUGGAGGCACAUUGCUCACUUGUUCGCAUAUACCGUGCUGUGUUCAUGCGGUUGUACCAGCUGUUUCUCAUCAUUCCUCCAACUGAUGCAGCCACGAUUCUGUUGUUACCGAAGGUACACUUUGGGCAGUUUCAUUUGGAUGGGAAUCUCAUUGCCCAAGUUCAAUUACUGGUUGAGUUCAGCUCUACAAUGCUAGGUAAACUUGACCAAGCCCUUAAAUUUCGGUCAGGCCCAAGUCAAUCCCAAGAAGAUCGAGAGUUCGAUCAAUCUGAGACAAUCCGUCAGAAAGAUUGGUCAAAUUCAAUCCGCGAUAUUGUCCUAGAACAAGAACAAGAUCCUUGUGAAAUGUCUUUAAUGGAAAUAAUGGAGUGCUUGCGGCAGCUUGUUAAAGAGCCAGUGAUUAUUUAA
Molecule: messenger RNA, 1617 nt
Organism: Penicillium psychrosexuale
Lineage: Eukaryota; Fungi; Ascomycota; Eurotiomycetes; Eurotiales; Aspergillaceae
Product: Zn(II)2Cys6 transcription factor domain-containing protein
Exons: 2
Coding region: 1-1617 (538 amino acids)
Biological process (GO): regulation of DNA-templated transcription
Molecular function (GO): zinc ion binding; DNA-binding transcription factor activity, RNA polymerase II-specific
Source: RefSeq, a predicted model, not a curated record